Messenger RNA from Anguilla rostrata (American eel), 3146 nucleotides. RefSeq names its product serine/threonine-protein kinase pim-1-like. The record is from RefSeq and is a predicted model, not a curated record. Gene Ontology annotation, biological process: negative regulation of apoptotic process; protein autophosphorylation; regulation of mitotic cell cycle. The coding region runs from base 71 to 1003 and encodes 310 amino acids. Gene Ontology annotation, molecular function: ATP binding; protein serine/threonine kinase activity. NCBI's taxonomy places the organism in Eukaryota, Metazoa, Chordata, Actinopteri, Anguilliformes, Anguillidae. The transcript is spliced from 6 exons. Gene Ontology annotation, cellular component: cytoplasm.
AUUAAUAUAUGUAAAUGCAUUGGGAUGUCUUUAAAGUUAAACAUCACAUCUUGAAGACAGUUGAAAUUGAAUGCACUUCCAUUUAUUAUUAUCUGUAACUUUUUGGGACAUUCUGAAGGAUCUUGUCUGUUUUUAUAAAGCAGGGAAUUGGGAAUUAACUAAUUGGGAAAUAACUGGUGUCUACCUGCUUAUUUCAGCAUGUGUUAACAAGUUCUAUAAAAAAGGAAAAUUACUCGGCCAAGGAGGAUAUGGCUCUGUGUACGCAGGGAUCCGCAUAUCUGAUGGACUGCCGGUGGCCCUCAAAUAUGUCAGGAAAGAUGACGAUGAAGAACUGCAGCUGCCUGGAAUGGAAAUGCCCAUGCCCAAGGAAGUCGGACUGUUUCAGAUGGUUAACACCCCAUCGAGUCAUCCCAACAUCCUGAAACUCUUCGACUGGUUCGAUAGACCUGCUUCAUAUGUAAUGGCAAUGGAGCGUCCAGACCCCUGCAAGGACCUGUUCACGUACUGCCAGGAACAGGGGGGUGUGCUGGAUGAGGACCAGGCGCGAAGUGUGACCGGGCAGCUGCUUGGGGCGCUACAGCACUGCCACAAUCAUGGAGUGGUUCACCGCGACGUGAAGCCCGAGAACAUCCUGAUCCAGACAGACACAAAGGAGAUCAAACUGAUCGACUUUGGGUGUGGGGACCCACUGAAGCACACUGCAUACAACGAAUUCUCUGGGACCCCCGAAUUCCUGCCAGUUGAAUGGUUUGAAAAAGAACAGUUUCUGGCGGGCCCUGGGACUGUGUGGUCAGUGGGUGUGACCCUGUAUAACAUCGUCUGCGGUAACGAUCCCUUCACUACGUACACCAGCAGGGAAAUGCGGCACGUGGAGUUCUGUGCAGGGCUGUCAUCAGGGAUCAAGGACUUCAUUCUGUGCUGUUUGAGGCCCCGGGCAAAAGACCGGCCCACCCUGGAGCAGCUACAGUGCCACCCCUGGCUCCAGCAGUCCAGCCGAGUAUAGCGUGUGGAUGCACCCCACAGUCAGCUGGGUGUGGCAGUGAGGCAAAGACAAGUGUUAUUUAAUUUUUCCCAUUGGAGAUAUAUUUUAAUCCCCAUCAACAUGUCCCAUCGUUGCAAUGUCCUCCCGUCAGUUCUGGAGGGUUUUACAAGUGCAGGAAAAUCUCGUAUGAGGACGUCGUAUGACAUUUUGAUUUUCACUCAGUGUGAUAUGCUACAACAUGUUUGUGACCGAGGUGGUCUUAUCCAAGCAGAAUCAAGGGUUUAUGGCUGCAUUAGGGUCUGACAUGGUGAUUGGCUGGCAGCAUAGCUAUUCAGAGGAUGUCAUUUGGUUUCCAGCAUGGUGAUUGGCUUGCAGUGUAACAAUUUGUGGGAUGCCGUUUGUCGUCCGAUGUGAUUAGCUGACAGUAUAACCAUUUGAAUGAUGCCUCGUGUCCAGCAUGUUGUUUGGCUGACAGUGUAGCCAUUUUUAGGAUGUCAUUUGGGGUCAGAUAUGGUGAUUAGCUGGCAGGAUAACCAUUUUUAGAAUGUCAUUUGAUGUUCGGCAUGGUGAAUAGCUGGCAGCAUAGCCAUUUGGAGGAUGUCAUUUGGUGUCUUGACUUGUGAUAGGCUGGCAGCAUAGCCAUUUGUAGGAUGUCAUUUGAGGUCAAAUAUGCUGAUUUGAUGGGAGGAUAACCAUUUGGAGGUUGCCAUUUGAUGUCUUGACAUGGUGAUUAGCUGGAAGGAUAACCAUUCGGAUGCUUUGUGAUUUGCUGGCAGCAUCGCUAUUUGGAGGAUGCUAUCCGGGGUAAGGCUGGCACCGUAUGUUUUUGGAGAAUGCCAUUUAGAGUACAGCAUUGUGUCUUCCUGAAAGCCACUGGGAGGAAAGAAGACUGGAUGAAGAAAUGGGCGGCUGGACAGAAAACAUGGCUACUUGCAACAAGGACCAAAAAGAGUGCUACAGUUUACAGUAUGAAACGGUAUCAGCAUUUACCCCUGGAGAAAUCCUGACUACGUUACAGGGAUAGUCUCCCCUUUUUUGGAAAUUUGCUUUUUGGCUAACUUACAUUGCUUGUUGAUACGAUCUUCCAAUUUCAUCCCUAUGAGUCCAGUAUAAAAAUAUUAGACUAUAUAUCUAGGGAUGCACGGUAACUUGUCCUACCUCUAUUAAUGGCUGCAGAUGGAAGCAAUGUUAGCUCUGCUAAGCGAAAUAAUACAAGCCUGAGUUGGGGUUGCCAGGUAUGUGUGCCUUGACUGUGUGACCUUUUGCUGCCACUGCAGCCAAUAGUAUUCCAUACCUGACAACCCACACUUCCAGGUUGUGCUGCACAGCUACUAAUCACUGCACCCAGUGGAUGGAUGCAUGAUUAGUUGUCAUAGUUCUGAUUUUAGCUGCCUCUAAAAUACUGAGAUCUCUGUUUUUAUUUUUAGUCGUUAUGAACUCACAAGGUGCAAGAGUAAAUAACUCAGCUUUCGGUGAUGCUGGAAAGUGUAUUUCCAUCACUAAUUAGCAAAGCUAACGUUGCUUCUGCCUGCAGUCAUUCGUAGAGGCAGCACAGUUAGUAUGCAGCUUGUAGAUAUUGUCUAAUAUUUUUGUACUGGACAAACAGGGAUUAAAUUAGUACCGAUCUUAUCAUCUAACCGGCAAAAUUGGCCGAUAUUCAAAUUUCCCAAAAAGUUGGGACUAUUCCUUUAAUGCCAACUGACCGGAGACAGGCAUUGACCCACGAUUGGCCGUAGCAUCACCCAGGGAAGGACCAUCCUAUGACCGCCCUAUUGAGCCUGCCUGUAGCUGGUUGCAAACACAGGACACAUCUGUCUAGUGCACACCCUCUAGUUGGACAUUACAGCGAUGGGAUGUGCUUAAAAUCAUGAUGGGGAUUUUUUUAAAUCAAUCAAUCAAUCAAUCAAUAAAUUUGAACGAUGUAAACAUUGACUGACUGACCAUGUUUGUCACCAAUCUACACCCUGAGCCGACCAGAGGAGGAUGGGUUUCCCUCAUAUGCCUGGUUCCUUCCGAGGUUUCUUCCCAUCUGCCACAGGGAGUUUUUCCUCGCCACUGUUGCUUUAGGCUUGCUCCUGUGGGGGUUUAGGCCAGGCUUGUCUGUGAAGCGUAUUGCGACAAUUGCUGUGAAAUACGCUAUAUAAAUAAAAUUUGAUUGAUUGAU